Molecule: messenger RNA, 276 nt
Organism: Blepharisma stoltei
Lineage: Eukaryota; Ciliophora; Heterotrichea; Heterotrichida; Blepharismidae
Source: the annotation of a GenBank genome assembly
AUGGCUGACUCAAACGCAAAUAUAUCCAAAGCAAAUUCAGCUUCAUCGAUUUCUUUCCAUAAUCCUGAGCAGCUCGUUAAUUAUGAAGAUCUAACAUUAGAAGAAAAGUUUCUUAGAAACAUAAGUAGCUUGCGCAGCAAUAGAGCUGAGUCUAUCAGAAGAAUAACUGAGCUAUCAGAAAAAGAAAACUACGAAGAUGCUACUCUUUGGCUAGCUGAUAAUUCCAGGGAUAAUUACGAAUGAGAUAAACUCGUCGAACUUUAUAAAAACUAUUAA